This is a messenger RNA of Mesoplodon densirostris (Blainville's beaked whale), 3941 nucleotides long. RefSeq names its product glycosyltransferase like domain containing 1 (gene QTMAN). Bases 399 to 1751 code for a protein of 450 amino acids. NCBI's taxonomy places the organism in Eukaryota, Metazoa, Chordata, Mammalia, Artiodactyla, Ziphiidae. The record is from RefSeq and is a predicted model, not a curated record. The transcript is spliced from 12 exons. Gene Ontology annotation, molecular function: glycosyltransferase activity.
GGGGAGGGGCACGGCGUCAGCGCGUCGCCGGCUGGGCCGCGCUGGUGGCCAGGAGGGAGAGACUAGGAGGAGGAGGAGGAGGAGAUAUCUCUUCAUUAGCCAGAUGAGACAUAUGUAAAGGGAGACAUCAGUAAAUCUGGAUCAACAGCCCCACAGGGAAGCAGAACAUGGAAACAGAGUGAAACAAGUAAAAUGCUACUGUACAGAGUAGAAAAGAAGUCAUGUUUAAGAGAAGUUCUGGGAAAGGCUUCUUGGAGUUGGUGAUUCACAUGCAGAAAUUUUAAGAAAAUUUCAUCAGGUGAACUUGAAGAAAAGGCUGACGGAAAAGAGAUAAAGGUGUGAAGUCACAGAAGUGUAAAAUAGCCAUGUGAGUAAUCUGUGAAGAUUUGAAAGGGCCAAUGAGUAUUCUCAUCAUUGAGGCAUUCUAUGGAGGGUCCCAUAAACAGCUGGCGGAUCUGCUUCAAGAAGAGUUAGAAUACUGUGUCCUUUAUACCCUUCCUGCAAAGAAAUGGCACUGGAGAGCACGGACAUCGGCUUUGUACUUCUCUCAGAAUAUUCCCGCCAGUGAGCAUUACAGGAUUCUCUUCGCAAGCUCAGUGCUUAACCUGACUGAACUGGCUGCCCUUCGGCCUGACCUUGGGAAAUUGAAAAAGAUUCUGUACUUCCAUGAGAACCAAUUGGUAUAUCCUGUCAAGAAAUGUCAGGAGAGGGAUUUCCAAUAUGGAUACAACCAAAUUCUCUCAUGCCUGGUGGCUGAUAUGGUGGUAUUCAACUCGGUUUUUAAUAUGGAGUCAUUUCUUACUUCUAUUGGAAAAUUCAUGAAGCUGAUUCCUGAUCACAGACCCAAAGAUCUGGAAAGCAUCAUCAGACCCAAGUGCCAAGUUAUUUACUUUCCCAUCAGGUUUCCUGAUGUGAGCAGAUUCAUGCCCAAGCACAAAGCAGCGCAUUUACAGAAGAUACUCAGCCUUAAGGGAAAUGGCGGUGUUGCUCCAUCCAUGGCCCUUCCUUUCCAACAGGAGCAGAGGGGUUCUGAGAAUUUAUUGAAGAAUUUUGAUUCAGAGUCUGGAUCCUGUGCUGCUGCACAAGAAAACCUGGGUCGCUCAGUAAGGCAGGAGUCAUACUUGAAAACAUUCAGCUCAUCAGAUUAUUCAAGCACUCAUCAUGGGGAACAUAAACAAAAUCCGUGUAACAUUUUGGCUGGAGCUGAUGAUCAACAAAGACCAUUGCAUAUUGUCUGGCCUCACAGGUGGGAGCAUGAUAAAGAUCCAGAGAGUUUUUUUAAGGUAUUGAUGUAUCUUAAGGACUUAGGACUCAAUUUCCACGUAUCUGUCCUUGGAGAAACCUUCACAGAUGUCCCAGGUAUAUUUUCAGAGUCCAAAAAGGCAUUGGGAUCUUCUGUCUUACACUGGGGCUACUUACCCAGCAAAGAUGAGUAUUUCCAAGUACUGUGCACGGCUGAUGUUGUCAUCUCAACAGCUAAGCAUGAAUUCUUUGGAGUGGCAGUGUUGGAAGCUGUGUAUUGUGGUUGUUACCCACUCUGUCCCAAAGAUUUGGUUUAUCCCGAAAUAUUUCCAGCUGAAUAUCUGUAUUCUACACCUGAACAGCUUUCAAAAAGGCUCCAGAAUUUCUGCAAGAGACCAGAUAUUGUAAGAAAACAUCUCUAUAAGGGUGAAAUAGCUCCUUUUUCUUGGGCAGCCCUACACGGUAAAUUCAGGUCUCUGCUUACAGCAGAACCUAGGGAAGAUUUGUGACAGAUGGGGCUAAGUCACAAACUUGCAGCCUAAGGCAGAAUCUGUAGAACUUUCCAGAGUGUGCCCAUAUUUACCUGAUCAGAGAGAAAAGAAAAUCUGCAGAGGAAGCUGAGCCUGGCUGCUUGUCAUAGCUGACACAGAGCCAUCUGCCACAAACCUGUGGCAGCUUCAGAUCUCCAAUCCCUGCCACCACCCCAACUCAAAUUAAAUACAGAUUCCUAGAGACGUUAUGAUGGUUACACAUGUCCUCGGCAUCACAUGGAGGAGACUGUUCAAAAAAAAUAUGUGGCCUGUUGUAUAACCGCACUCAUGUAUCCCAUAUGUGGUGCCACAUUGAAUUUCCGGUUGAAUCCGUUUUUAUCCUUUGUACUGGAUGACAUGGUGCCUGAAUUCUUUCUUUUUGCCGACACGAUGGCAGCCAAACUACAGCUUCAAACACUCUCACUUGGCUGGGUUUCUACCUAGGUUGCCAGGUUAUCAUCGGAGCCUUCUUGUGUCCUCAAAGGGCCACAGGGUCUGAAAGGAGGAUCAGAAUGCUACCAACUAAUUGGGCAGCCAUCUCAGAAAUGUUUGUGGGCAAAGGGCUGCUUUAGCACUUUUCUUUUAGCAAAUUAAUGACUCCCUGGCACAGGGGUUUUUAAGUGAAGGUAUUAAUAAGGGGUCUGGCAGGUAUUCCCAUGAUUCACAGAGUUACAUUUGCAUUUAAUUUAUGUUAAAGAAAGUUGCAGGAUAAACAGCUGUAAUUCAGACAAACAUGGGAAAUACACUAAGUGGGGCCAUCUCAUCCAUAAAAGGAACACUGAGAUACUUGUUUUAAUUUUUUUCCAGGGAUAAAAAUAGAGAAAUUAAAAUACUUCUAACAAAACCAGUAAUUUUGAUAUAAAUAUCCAUCAAAAGUAUUUGCAUCCAGCUACAAAUAUAAUCUUUUCAAGAUAAAUCACUUAUGAUUCCAAUAGUCAAGCUGCUCUAUUUGUUGAUGUCAAGAUGUUUUGAAUGGCUAGAUCGUAAAAUAAAUUUUUAAUAAAGUGCCCACUGCAAUUUUUAAUUAACAUAUCUCAUUUCAGUGUAAGUGUGUACAUCUAUCUGUAUGUUUCUCACUGAACACUUUCCUUGUGUCAGAGACAAUGAAUACAAUUGUUUCUUUUCCGGAUGAACAAGGAUCUGUUUUGCAAAUGUUUGUAAGAUAUUAUGACAUUUCCAAGAUUUUCUUUGCAUUCUGGAAAGCAGGAGGUAAACAUUUGUAGUCAUUAAGGUAGAGUCUGUUGAUAAACCAUCUUCUGUUUACUGGCAGGUAAAUUGUAACUUUCCUAGCUUUUGAAAUGAAUAACUUCUCUAAGCUGUAGAGUGAGAGGCAGCCAGGGAGAGGGGGAUAGACAAGGGCCAAGCCUGGCUCUCUGGCUUUUAGAAGAAUUGAGUGGUCUAGCAGGCAUCUGAGAUAGAGCGGGCACUGGUUCAAAAGUCUAGUAGGGCCCAAUUCACAGGUAGCAAAAGCGUAAGCAGGAAAUAGAUCAAGAUCAGGGGGCCAGAGAGAGCCCUCUGGAUAGAGGCAGACUUGCACAUCAGAGAAAGCGGCAGUUCAAGGCCCAUGAGGUCAGGGAAUUUAAAAGCAGGAAGAGUAAGAAGCAGAAACAACAAGCUCUGUCUUUGCACACAGUGAGAGCCAUAUGUGUGAUGGACAUCACAGCACUAGCUUUGAGUCCUCCUCCCCCUUCUGAGAAGGCACUGAACAAAUUACCCCCAACCCAUAAACAAAGAGCUCGGGAAUUAUUUGAGAAGUCCCUUCUGGUCUGAGACUGUGGAACUCGGAAUCUAUCAGUUAUGCUCCUUUUGAAUGGAAAAGUUAAGAUAUAAAUAUGCCUAAGAUGUUCUUAGACUAUUCUCCUGAACAGGGUUUAUCAUCUAAAGAGAUGCUUCAGUCAGAAAGGUGCCAUAUCAUAGAUGAUGUCUCUCAAAACAAUAUUACAUGCUCACGGCCAAGAAACAGUGCUUAGUUUACUAUGUUUUACUAUCCUGCAAAUAAUGAGCUCACAUUUUAUAGUGAACAAGAUAUUAUAUGCACAACUAUCCAUAUAUGUUUUUCUCACUAAGUGAUGGGAAAACAACAUGAAUUACUGUUCAGAUAGUGCAUCCAAAACAUUUAAAUAUUUGCCUGAUUUUGGCAAACACAAUAUUGCAAGUUACCUGUGUAUG